Molecule: messenger RNA, 2434 nt
Organism: Fundulus heteroclitus (mummichog)
Lineage: Eukaryota; Metazoa; Chordata; Actinopteri; Cyprinodontiformes; Fundulidae
Gene: prmt7
Product: protein arginine methyltransferase 7
Exons: 17
Coding region: 150-2213 (687 amino acids)
Biological process (GO): peptidyl-arginine methylation
Molecular function (GO): protein-arginine N-methyltransferase activity
Source: RefSeq, a predicted model, not a curated record
UAUUCUGGUCAUGUGAUCAUAACAGUUAGUGACGUUUUACGUAAAUAUGGCGGCCUUCAUGGAAGCAAUGCGUUGUUGAUUAUUCCGUAAACCUUCAAAUUUCACAUUUUUCCCCUCCUCGGACGUCUCGACGGAGAGCUGUGGCGGAGAUGAAGACCUUCUGCGGCAGAGCGAACCCGACCACCGGAGCUUUGGACUGGGUGGAGGAGAGCGAGGAGUACGACUACCACCAGGAGAUAGCCAGGUCGUGUUAUGCUGACAUGCUGCAUGAUCAUGACAGGAAUGACAAGUACUAUAAGGGCAUCCGGGCCGCUGUGUCCAGGAUAAAGGCUCGGGGCGAACGAGUCGUGGUCCUGGACAUCGGGACGGGAACCGGCCUCCUGUCCAUGAUGGCCGUCACUGCUGGAGCGGACUUCUGUUACGCUGUGGAGGUCUUCAAGCCCAUGGCAGAAGCAGCUCAGUGCAUCGUGAAGAAAAACAAUUUCUCUGAAAAGAUCAAGAUUAUCAACAAACACUCGUCAGACGUGACGGUGGGACCAGAUGGGGACAUGCAUGAGAAGGCCAACCUGCUGAUCACGGAGCUGUUUGACACCGAGCUGAUCGGCGAAGGAGCGCUGCCCAGCUACGAGCACGCCCACCAAAAUCUGGUCAAGGCAGGCUGCGAGGCGGUCCCCCACCGGGCCACCGUCUACGCCCAGCUGGUGGAGUCGGAGCUGCUGUGGAGCUGGGCCCAGCUGCAGCCGGCGGAGGUGGAGGGCGCUCGUCUGGUGCCGCCGCCCGCCGUGGGCCGCUGUGCCGGCGCUCACUCAGUUUGUGACAUCCAGCUGAGCCAGGUCUCCCCCAGCAGCUUCACCCCGCUGAGUCCUCUCUGCACCAUGUUCAGCGUGGACUUCAGCAAACCCGUCAGCAGUGCCUUCCGGUCCAACUCCGCCCGGUUCGUGGCUCAGUCUGGAGGCCGGGCUCAGGUCGUGCUGUCCUGGUGGGACCUGGACAUGGAUCCCAGCGGAGCCGUCGUGUGUAGCAUGGCUCCCAGCUGGACGUACCCACAGCCGGCGAUGGCCCCGUGGCGGGAUCACUGGAUGCAGAGUGUUUACUUCCUGCCUGCUGAAAUCCCAGUGGCUGAGCAAGAGGAGCUCAGUCUGACGGUCUGCCAUGAUGACUACAGUCUGUGGUACAGCCUGCAGUCUCACAGCUCCAGCCUCCAGGACGGCCGGGCUCAGACCCCCGCGUCUCGGCCGUGUUGCAUCUGUCAGGCUCACCUGGUUUGGACCCGCCCUCGUUUCGGCGAACUAAACGACAGACGGCGAACGGGGAGCUACGUGGAAGCGCUUCGCAGCGUUCUGAGCGAGGACAGCGUGUGUCUCUCCGUCAGCGAUGCGAGUCUGCUGCCUGUGUUCGCUCACAUGCUGGGAGCCAAGAAGGUGUUCAGCUUGGAAAACUCCAGAAUGUCCAAACAAGUUAUUGAGCAGGUGUUGGAAGCCAACUCGUUGAAAGGAGGAGUGGAGCUGCUGGAGAUCAGGCCUGAGCAGCUCACCAGUCAGGAUCUCAGAGGAGAACAGAUUUCCGUCCUGAUGGGUGAGCCGUACUUCAGCACCAGCCUCCUGCCGUGGCACUCCUUGUUCUUCUGGUACUGUCGGACCGCUUUGGCGGGCCUCCUACGACCCGGCGCCGCCAUCCUGCCCUGCUCUGCCUCCCUGCAUGUGGUUGCUGUGGAGUUCCAGGAUUUGUGGAGGAUAAGAGCGCCGUGUGGAACCUGUGAAGGCUUUGAUGUCACUCCCAUGGAUGAAAUGGUCCAGCGGUCUCUGGAUUUCCGUGAGUCCCGCGAGGCUGAGCCACACCCCCUUUGGGAAUAUCCAUGUCGAGCGCUCACUCAGUCCGCCGCCGUCAUGACCUUUGACUUCACUCAGUGUGUUCCUAAACAGCCAAUCAGCAGCCAGGGCUCGCUACCCCUCAUAAGGACUGGUCGAUGUCAUGGUGUCGCCUUAUGGAUGGAGUACCACCUGACUGAUGAUGUCACGGUCAGCGGGGGUCUGACUCAGCCAAUCAGCGAGCAGGGAAGCUGCGAGUGGAGUCGACACAGGAAGCAGGGCGUCUAUUUCCUGAGGUCGGCGUGGGACAGUUCAGGAGACGGCAGGGCCGCGGUUUCGUACAGCUUCACGUUUGAGCCCAGCUCAGGAGACAUAAAGAUGGACUUUAGCAUCGCAGGUCCGUGACGUGAAACUCCGUCACUGAACAAAGAAGUUUUACCUCGACUCUCUUGCUUUGGAGCGCAUUUAACAGUGUUUACUAUUGCUGUAAUGAUCGAAGUUACCGUUUGCCUUUUUAAUGAUACGCAAGUAUCUGAGGAAGUCUCAGGGCCAAACAGGCUUUGGUGUCGACAUAUAAUCUACAUAAAUUAUCCUGGACUAACAGACCAACUGUUAAACAAAGCCAA